AUGCCUGCUCUGGAAACCCAGGGGCUCAAUCGCACUGAAAAUCUACUGCAUAAAGAGCAUACCGAACAGGUGGCUUUGGAUCGCGUCCGCCCCCCUGCAUUUACAUUCACCUCUCACGUUCAUCGAAAGAUUUGUUACCUGAUCUCUGCUCAUUCCAUUGGUAAUGCCGUCGUCUCUAAUCAAAAGCUUGGUUUUGAGCAGGCAUUAGACGCGAGGCCGGCUGCAGUACAGGCUCUGGAGGUUAACAGUUGA
Molecule: messenger RNA, 252 nt
Organism: Penicillium angulare
Lineage: Eukaryota; Fungi; Ascomycota; Eurotiomycetes; Eurotiales; Aspergillaceae
Exons: 2
Coding region: 1-252 (83 amino acids)
Source: RefSeq, a predicted model, not a curated record